CAUAACUCCGAGCCUGGGUGACGGUUAGAAAAUCGUUGUGUGUAUGUGAGUCCCGACACUGGAGAAGGCAGACGUGGCGCGGCAGUGAGAGAUAAUGCGUAACUUGAUAACAGGGGCUACACGCUACUGCACAGAGUGAAAACUUAGUCCUUCGGUGAAAUCCGACGAAUAUGUUGGUACUUACUAAACGUUUUCGUUUACAGUUUGGAUCUGAGGUUUGUAUGCAUGUAGUGUAUCACUUUUGUUCAGAGCCGUGUUACAUAUGUAGUGCAUUACUUCAGUAAAGUACAACUUUAUACAUAAAAUGCCUCCAGUGUUGUCAAAAGUUAAGAGUAAAAAACUGCACUCGCAGGCGCGGGAAAUCGUCUAUAACGUUCUGCAGUUUAUGGAAAAUGAAGCGCGAUUGCAGGAACUCUCCAUUUCACUAGAGAAAGCACAGCUGAGAACAGCUAAUGCGACGGAUGUGUCUCGCACGACUGUACAAACAAUAUGAAAAAUGGCUCACCGAACAAUUAAUACAAAAUCUUCCACCAAACAGUGUUGUUGUGAUAGAUAAUGCUCCCUAUCACAAUGUAAAAAUAAAUAAAACGCCUACCUCCAACUCGACAAAAGGAAAUGCAGCAGUGGUUAAGUAAGGAGAAUAUUUCCUUUACUAGCGACAUGCUCAAACCAAACUUGUAUAACCUCAUAAAUAAAUACAAACCUUCGCAAGUGCAGUACUCGGCAGACAGAUUAUUGGUAAAUAGUGGCCACACAUUACUUCGUCUGCCCCCUUAUCAUCCGGAUUUGAAUCCGAUAGCAUAUGGGCUAAAGUUAAAGGAGAAGUCGCUUCAAGAAAUGUUACUUGCAAUUUGGCAAAUGUAAAAAAACUUUGCGAGGAAAUAUUUAACCGAAUGGGUCCAGAAGAUUGGAUACCGAUUUGCAAUCACGUCAAGACACUCGAGAACGAAUACUGGGAUAAGGAUGUGCGUUUUGACAUUGAAAUUGAUAAAGCGAUUGUUCAGUUAAGUGAUGCAAACAGUGACAGCAGUGACGUUUACACAUCAGACUCUUCGGAUGGAACAGUCAGUGCGGCGUUGAAGAACUGAGGUAGUGCUUGGAACGUCAGUGGUAAGUGGUCAAUGUUUUCUGCUUUUCUCUACCUGCUGUGCAAGGUCGCCGUAUCUGCUUAUACCCCCUCCUCAUCCACCCGACCCCCCACACGUGUUGCAGUCAACACUCCUCAUGUGUGACGUAGCUCAAGCUCGGAGUUAUAUUGCGCCUAGUGUACCUCUAAUUGGAUAUAUUCUGCACCCGAACUAUCAAGAAUAAGCUGAUUUUAAUAUCGACAAAGAAUGCAGUUUGGUCAUUUGCGAUUUCUGUAAAAUUUUCUUUUCCUAGUUAUAUACUGAAGUCUCAGUUCUCCAAGGGUAAUCUGUCAUAACGCCUCACCUGAAACAAGGAGACUACACGGGAAGCGACAUCAUGUUGAGAUUGAUAAUGUGAAAGUUCUAACCCCUUGUUGUUGACGUCAUUUUACAACUAUGUGUGCUCGGGCUGGAGUUCUCCUCUGCUGACAUGCCGCAUCGCCGUGGAGAAUGGUAGGCCCUCGGAACUGUUGUGCUGACGAUGGUUCGUGUUACGUGGAAGCUUGCCUCAGCACCCCAGACGGUCUGCAACUAUUUGAAAUGGCAAUGGAAAAAAAUGAAACUUUCUUAUCAAACAUUUUUCUACAACCACUUCAUGGACCACGGAUAUUUUGCAGACAUUUGCAUGGAGCCAAUGUUUUGGUUUGUCGACAACUUCACAAAGUUUUUGGGACCGUUCUUCGUUUUCGCGGUGUGCGCGCUGACUGUGUCUGUGAUUGGCAUAGCGUACUGGAUAGGCCUGCCGUACUGGUGGGGCAGGAACCCAGCGCUCACCGUGGUCCUGUUCCUCGUGGGGCACUGGCUGCUGGCCAACAUAUGCUUCCACUACUACAUGGCAGCUAGCGUCAGCCCAGGCUACCCCCCUCAGGGUGCCUUGAUUCCUGAAGCUGCAAGUAUUUGCAAGAAAUGCAUCGCCCCGAAGCCACCGCGGACUCAUCACUGUUCUGUGUGCAACAGGUGCAUCAUUAAGAUGGACCAUCACUGUCCGUGGCUGAACAACUGCAUUGGUCACUACAACCACAGAUAUUUCUUCCUGUACAUGGUGUACAUGGUGGUGGGCGUGUUCUUCCUGAUCGUGUUCGGCGUGGAGCUGGCGUACUACGAGGUGUGGCUGGACCCCAGCGAUGCCAACUCCGACGACGACGAUUACCUCGAGGGCCACCCGGUGCGGUUCAACCACUCCGUCAUCGUCCCAGUGCCAGAAUACUUAACAGGUAAUCAUAGCAGCUCGGAGCCGGCAUCUCCGAGUCAGAAGCGAACAGCACGCCAGUCUUGCAUAAUAUAUAUGGCCUUCAUUAACGUUGGUGUGUUUGUGGCGCUCGGAUCGCUGGCCAUGUGGCACGCCCGACUGAUCGGCGCCGGGGAGACCAGCAUUGAGGCUCACAUCAACAAGGCAGAGACCAAGAGACUCGCUGCGCAGAACAAGGUUUACGCGAACCCGUACGACCUCGGCAGGCGGAAGAACUGGAGGCUGUUCCUGGGCCUGGUGGGGGGGAGGACGUGGCGUCACGUCCUGCUGCCGUCCAGCCACGGGCCCCCGGGCUCGGGCCUCACUUGGCCGUCCGUGCACUCGGACGCAGAGGGCGACGCGGACGAGAGCAAGGACUGAGCCCUGUCGUCCGUGGCGUGUAGACUGCACGCGUGUGGCGCCGGUGGCUUGGGUUUGCCGAUCCCAACGGCCGAGAACUGGCAUUUGGAACCUAGUCACAGCAUGAGUGGCCACUGUUCUGUUAUAGAGCUUGAAUCUGUGGCUCGGAGUAUUGUUACGAAACUUGUUGGCGUCCUCUGAGGAGUGAAGUUUUUUUUUCAAGCAUUUGUGCGAGUAAUAUCAGUGGUGGAUCCAAAAGCUCCGAGAUGACAUUUUGAGCUACAAAACUUAUUUUUAAUUUUUUACUUUUGCCCAGAAAACCUAAUUUUAAUCAGUGUAAGUAAUGUGAUUAUUUUAGAGAUGUGCGUUUAUUAAUGAAAAGCAAAUAGGAAAAAAAGCAUACCUAUAUUUUUUAAAGUGGCUAAGAUGACAGAUGAUUUUUCCACUUCAUUUUUCUAAACCCAUACUUUUGACAUGGAAUAUUCAACAUUUCUGCACCUUAGCACACAACUGCUGUUGGAGCUUGUGAUUAGUAUGUAGUGUGACGAUGCAUUCAGUUUUGAUUCCGAACAAUUUGUCAGUCAAGAGUUCACACUUAUUAUGUACAUGCCAGCAUAUACAUGUGCUUAUUGGUCAUUGACCCAACAAUGUUAACCAACUAUGGCUUUAAAUCUCAUGCAUUUUGUAUUAUUUGGCUUUGCAUAUUUGUAAGAUAUACCUAGUAGUACAUACAUAAUAUACACAAUAAUUUAGAUUUAAAAGAGCACUGAAUUUUUAAUAAUUACGACCUAAUGCCAAUGGCUUCAAGAUAAAUGCAGAUAUUUCUGGGUACGAUUUCUCUUUAAUUUUUUUUAAACAAACAUAUAACUUACAGGUAAGUUCUAGUCACAGCACAUUAGAUACACAAAAUAUUUAUAACUUAAAAGUUUGAAGUAGAACCCAAUUGUUCAUUCAUUCUGCAGGACACACCCUAAAUGUUUGUGUUAUAAUUCAAAUCUUCUCAAGUAGUCGGCAUGCCACGCAGGAAGCUGUGGUUGCACACAGCUGAGCUUGAAUGAUGUGGUGUGUGGCAGUGCAGGGCUGAAGGGCUUGUGCCUGCUCUUACUAACUCUACGUGUCUCCUUUGGUAGAAACCCCAAUAGUGGUUCCCACAUUAGAAACUAAAGCUACUGUCUGGAUUAUAGUGUCUAAUGUGCUGCCGAAAGCAUUUUCCUAUGAAAUUUGGAAAAGCUGCCAACUUCAAGUAUUAUUUUCCCGGAGUUAAUAAUUGGAAGAUUAGGCUGCGGACAUCCGGACAUUCACAAUUUACAGAAAGCUGGUGUAUUAAAGGGAUCAAUAUUUAUAAUCAUGUAUAAUUUGUUUGUGCUUUACUAAUCUAGUCAGUGUUUUUUUUCUUUUAAUUUUUUCCACCACAGUAUUACAAUAUACGAAACUGGAGUAUGCCUCAAAAUGUUGGAUUUUUCUGUUAAGUAGAUACUUUUUUGAAGUAUUUUAAGCUGUGAUUUAUCAUCUGUGUGUACUACAUGUAGUUCAAGUGAAGAUGCAUUAUUAGUUUGUUUGCCUGGGAUUGCCUAAAAUGUGUUUAAUGCAGUGAUUUAAUAUAUGUUCAUUACUUGGCCAUAAAAUGUGUUGCAAAGCAAUAUUCAAAUCUAUGCUAACUGUGCAUAGAAGUAAAUGCAGUUGCAUUUAUAUGGUUGCAGGAGGUAAUGUCAUGUAUCAACAGGUGCCUCUGUGAAUAUUGCACAAGUGAGUAAAAGGAGACAGUUACUUUUUAUGUUGCUCAAAAAGUUAACAAAAUGUAAAUGAAAAAAAAAAAAAAAAACUACAUGCUUUAAGUGUUUCUUAUACUGUCAGUACAGAUUAAGAUUUAUUUCUGAAUUUACCAGGUUGAAAAAAGUUUUAUUUCACUCAUUAGCAGUCUUACAUCUUUGCAUUUUGUUUCACUUCCUCCCAUUGUUUCUAAUCCCAAAAUUUACCAUAGCUUUAUGCAUAAACAUACAACCAUGGAGAAUAAUUUUCCAACACUUCAUGUAUCGCUCAUGUGUGACAUACUAUUUUAUGCAGAGUUACAAUUAACUUAUAUGCAACUGCUUGAUCUAUGAUGGUAUGCCAUAUCUUUGGGUGCAGCUGAAAAUGUAGUGGCAGUAGCUCAUAUUCAUGAAAUUGUGUGUUUUAAAAUAGUAUUGAUGAGAUAUACAUGUGUAUAUACUUAAAAAUAAUUAAGGGUGUCAUGUUGGGAUCAGUUUUCAGAUUUUAAAAAGUAUUUACAGGAAUAUUUUUCGAUGAAAAAAAAAAGGAGGUUGUCUGUAAAGUCGGUUUACGCAGUUUACGGACGAUAAUUUUAUGUGAUAACGUCAUAAGAAAACAUUGAUGAAAAAUUGCAUACUUUUUAGUUUUCAAAUAUUAUUUACAGUUUUUGCAAAUUUAAUUUAAAUAAUUUGUUUAAAUAUAAUCACGAACAAUUAGUUUAAAAGCCCGCCUUAACCUGUUUGAUAUUAUAGAAGAUUUUCUCGCACUGUGGUUGGCCGGUUCUUGCACGCUCGGCUCAGGCAGAACGUGGCAAUUUUUCGUGUGUGCCGUUGGCGUUCAUCGAUUUAUAAGACGUUAUCAUGUCAAAAAUAUUAAUAUUAGAAAAAAGUAUUUUUGGAUGCAGCAUGAAAUAGUAUGUUCAACUUAGAACUGUUCAAAGAAAUUCUCCCAGCUCUAAAUUUUUUAUUCCUCCAAAUCCUGCAAAUAAUGUCAGACAGUAGCUGCCAGUGUAAAAUAGCAUAAGUGCACAUGAACACCCGGUUUAUGGAAAGUGUAUGGUCACGUUAGUGUGUUUUCUCAAAUCUUAUUGUUAAAGUUAAAAGUGUACCCGAAACCGAAUCUAGAUGUCAAGAUGUAUGAAUUAAAUUAUGUAAGAGAAAAGAGACAAGAAUUUAAGUUUUGGAAGAAACAUUCAACCCAUUAAUUUAUUUUUUAAAUAAAAAUAACCAUAUUCACAUAUUUAAGAUAAAUUUAAAAAAAAAAAAAAAAAAAAAAAAUUCCCUGAAGUGCCAAAUUCUAAUUCCGAGGGCAUUGUAUCUGGUACGGUGGCAAAUACAAACCUUUCUUUGAUAGCUUCUGUAGGGAUGAUAAAUAAUUAAUGUAAUCAUUAUCAACUACACCGGUGCUAGUUUUUGAUUUUCUGAAUUUUACUUCUGCAAAGAUUUUUCUUUAAAUAAUUUUCCUAGAAUAAUCUUUUGGAUACUAAAGAUUUGACUGUAUUUCAGAACUUUAAUAGCACAUCCCUAUUCAUAAAUUAAUGUAUAUAAAAAUUUGGGAUUUGCAAUGUCAGAGUACGUAGUUCUAAUUGCGUUCCUUUUGCCAGGGAUGCUGGCAUAGUUACUCUUUGGUUCCGAUCUGGGAUGCUGCAACAGUGUUAUGAUACCACGAAUUUUGACUCCUGCCAGGGUUUUCAAGGCACUGACGUCAUCUUUAAUCGGUGUUUUUAUUUUUUUGGAAGCACAUUUUGAAAGUGUGCUAAAGAUUACCAUCUGUCGCUUAUGGGUUUUAAGUUUCGAGGUAGCGUUUAGUGUUGGUAGGAGUGAAACUGUAGAUAGGGCUUUCAUAAGAACUUCUGGGUGUUGGUAAUAGUAAUAGUGUAUCUGUAGAUAGGGCUUAAUAAUAACUUCUGGGUGUAUUAUGCAGAUAUCCCCCUUCUUAAGAAGCUCAAGGUUGGUUAUGUUUUAUGGAGCACCACUGCCUAUAGAAGAACAUGUUACUGUUACUGUUGUGUUGUUAUAAGCUUUGUACUCAACUAUUGUAAAGAUAUGUUGUAAAUUUAUUUACAAAUUCCUAACCUCGGUCAAAUGCAUCUGUUUUUAAAUAACAAAGAAUACAAAAACAAAUGUUAUCUGAAGCCCCAGCUUAUAAUUCUGUUCUAACAGUAUUUAAAAUUCAAUACAAACAAUAUCUUAAUUCUAAAGCGGUUGUAUAAAGUAGUUUUAAAUAUUGUAACUUGAAAUAAAAUUUUAGUAAACAAUUGUAGCAAUGAACAUGUAAUUGCUUUUGUUCUACAAGAAAUUACUGAUAUUAGUUUUUAAUUAUUCAAGUGGUGUGGUUUUCAAAUAUAUUUCACGGCAUGGCAUAGAAUAUUUUCUUUCAUAAACUAAUACAUAUUUUAUAUAGGGUGGGGUAAAAGGUUUGUAUUGUUUUAAAGGGCUAUUAAAAUAAACUAAGCAACUUAAUGAAAUGAGGUUUAUUUUAUUGGAUUCAGUAUUCAUACACAUUUUUUUUAAAUUCAAGUUCUGAUGAUCACAACAAGGAAAUGGUGGGCAAUAAGCAGCAAUAGAUUGAUGCAGGUGAUUUCGGAAUUUUUCGACCACUGUUCAGCACAUUGAGUGAGGAAACAGAUCUGGAAGACAUCUGGUUCCAACAGGUUGGCAGUACAGUCCACACGGCUUGAGUUCCAAUGGCAAAACUUAGACAUAUAUUCCCUGCGUGCCUCAUAUCUCUGAUUUGAAUGUUGGCGACUUCUUCCUUUGGGGUUACCUCAAGGAAAAGGUUUUCAAACAUUGUCCUCACAACUCGGAAGAACUGACGAUGCGAAUUCAGGAGGAAAUCACCGCUGCACCCCUUGAAAUGUGCUGGAAAACGGUUGUAUGGUUCCGAAAUUGCCUUCAGUGCAUCGCUGCAGAGGGCAACUAUCUUCUUGUUGUGAUCCAGAACUUGAAUAAAAAAAAAAUGGGGAUGUAUACUGAUUCCAAUAAAAUAAACCUCAUUUCAAUAAGUUGCUCUUUUUUUUUUUAAUAACCCUUCAAAACUGACACACGCCUUUUGCCCCAUCAUGUGUAUACUCACGUUCCUAUGAAAAGUGGAGUCUGAAAUGGUCCCUGAUAUUUAUUACAUGUUUGGAUAUUUGUUGUGUAAUACAUAUUUGACUAAUGAUUGGCUCUCCCCCAAACCACAAUUUGUUGGCAUACAAAAAAAUCAAUUUAGCGAAAGUUUUAUGCAAAACUCUUUUUUUGGGCUGGAAUAAAUUGUGUAGUAACAAGAAGCUGGAUUAAGACUUGGAACAUAAACUUUCAAAUAGCAUUUGGUGUUAAUUUUAAUUUUGUUUACUCUUUGAGCAACAUAUUUUACAUGUACAUGCUGCACGAAUUGUGUAAAUACUAAGUAAAUAUGUUACUGGCUAACUAUAAUAUUAAAUGAUUCUCUGCUUUAUCUGGAAUAUGCACACAAAGUAAUUUCUUUGAUGUUGGCUGUAAUAUUUGUUGCUUUUUUAUCUAUGUAAACUAUUUGCUUUAAAAAAAGGCCAAUCAAUGGGCAAAACCAAAGAUGGAAAUUGUUUAGAAAAAUAUGAGGGAUGAUUUUUUACAUUUUCUUUUCAUACUAAUAUUUUAACAUCAAAUCAUUCUGCUAUAUUACAUUACUGUAUGUAAUCAUUACAGCAGAACUCAUUUUUUACAUUUGCGGAUUUGACAUUUUAUACAUUUUGAAACAUUUUUUUCUGGUCUUUGAAAGUGUUUAAAACAAGUUUUCCUACUAUACAUAUGUAUAACAUUAAUGACUCAAGUGUUUUUAAAGUACUGAUUCUGUGAUCAUUCUCCAUGAUUUUAGGUAAUUGUGUGGUAUUUGGCUUAUGUACGAUACUUUGCAGCCAGUCUCGUGUCAUUUUACAGCCCACAUACCUAUUUAUUAUGUUUACAUUGGUUACCAGUUGUUUACUGUGUAACAUACUAUCACAUUGUGAAAUCCUGAGGUGCUAGUUAACGAUUUGUUACAAGAAGUAGUUUCAUGUACAGGACUAAUUCAAAUGGCGAGACUAAAUUAUACAGUAAAAUUAAUUGCAACUUACUUGAAAAAAUCAGAUAUGAUAAUGAUAAUGAAAGUACCUUAUACUUAAGUGUGAAAUUAUGUAUACUUUAAAAUCAGGGUUCACUGCAAAAUAAAUUGUGAGAAUUAAGUCUUUCCCAGAUUAUAAAAUUUAUUAUGCAAGCAUUAUGCUAGGGUUCAUUUUUUCUCUCUACUCAUGAAGUCUUCGUUUUGAAUAUUGACUACUUUGACGUGAUGUCUGUUGGUUGCCUCGAUACUCAAGUUUCAUCCAUGUUUUCUUCAGCAUGUCACAUUACCAUCAGUACUGCAUCGGUUAUCUUUGCCUUCAAAACAUCAUCAGAAAUUGGGGCAGAGUACAUUUAAUCCAUAACAUACCUCACCCCCUUUUAAAAAUGUGAAUGUGUUGGCCGAGCUAACUUCUGAUCACACCCCUGUUGUCGGCUUCGUUCGUACCGAUUCUCUCCCGCUCCGUGGACCCCGCCCGUGGUUCAUCUUCCGCCGUGCCGAUCGGGGUGCCUACCGGUCUCAUCUGGACAGCCACCUCAAUCUUCACUUCCACAUCGCUUCCCCGCUGCAGCUCGGCGAGCGCGUGCAGGUUUUCAGUGAUGCGGUGCUCACGGCUGCAGGCGCAGCCAUUCCUCUCCGCUCCACUGUCGCUCGUGGCACUGCCUUUCCUCCCUAUCUUCGACACUUUGUCGCGCGGCGGCGGUGGUGGCAGUCGUCUCGCGCCGUUGCUCAUUGGCUUGACUAUGUGCACCUUCGGGCGCGGUGCCGGGCGCUCACUGGGGAGUGGCUCCACAAGGUGUCUUCCCUCUCCUUCAAGUCGGGGUCCAUAUUUCGGUACGCGCGGAACCUUUGUGUCACUCCGUCCACCAUCCCGCCCAGAUCACUGCCGGUUUCACCUCUUUUCAGCACUCUGGGAUCAUCCUCCUCAAUCUUUCGAAGGCCUUUGAUACUGUCAACCAUCACGCGCUCCUCAUCAAGUUGGCAUAUCAGGGCUUCCCUCCUGCCCUCAUUCACUUUAUUUACAAUUUUCUUUCACAUCGUUCAUUUUGUGUCCGUGUCUCUCAUGUCAUCUCGCAGUCCCGCGACAUUCCUGCCGGCGUCCCCCAGGGUGCUAUUCUGUCGCCCCUUUUGUUUUCCCUCUUCACCUCCGACAUCCCUACUCCUCCCCAUUGUUCCCUCACCCUGUAUGCCGAUGACACCGCCAUCAUCACAUCUUCCCGUCAUGUCACGGACGUCCUUGUCUACCUCGUGGCGGCGGUGGCGUCCAUCACCACAUACUAUCAUUCUUGGGGUAUCCUGGCAAAUGCCGGUAAAUCGCAGGUGGCGCUUUUCACCCGCCGCUUCCCCCGACCCCUGCCUCCUGUUGUGUCCCAUGGUGUUCCAAUUCUCUGGUCUCCGGUGGUGACUGACCUGGGUGUCCGUCUGUAUUCCGGCCUGCGGUGGGGGGCUCACCUCACCGAGUAACUUUGGGGUGUCUCUCUGUCUCUGCAACAUCAUGUAGGUUUUCAAGACUUGCACAGCUGGAUGUUGUGUGCAUUUACCACACCCAAUGUGUGAAAUGUUGCCUCAUCAAAAUAAGAAACAUGCUUCAGGUGCAUAGGGAAGCUUCUUGCACAGUAGGCCUACCCGAUCUUAGUUGAGCAUCAAUGUUGCUAGUGUAUUUUAAUUUUCACAUACCAACCUCUGAUGCUCUUCACAGCUGAAGUGUCUGUGAACUGUAAUCUAGGAUUUUUUUGCCUCGUGGAUCCACCAAAUACACUGACCGGACUUUCUCCUGCAGAUAUAUAUAUUUUUAAUAUUGGCAAUUACAGUCUCUCUUGUAUUGUUGUGUACAUGUGUGCAAAUGUGCAGAAAAAAAUUUGAAGGUUUUGUCAGCUUCAUCUUUCUUCCUAAAUUAUGUUUUACAACAUUAUUGCUCAUCUGGGAAAGACUUUUUAUUGAUUCUGUACAUAUUUUACAGUGGUAGUGUAUGAAUGAAAUAGCUAUAAUUUGUUGAAAUGUGCAGCAGCUUUUAAAUAUAAACUGUGAUGUUUUUAUAUAUUACAUUUUUUUGAGUUUUUUUCAGUUUUGAUAUGAAUACUGAAGUAAUGUCAGUUCUUUGCACUGACUAAAUUUUUUUUGCAAGUUUGUAAUGAAUAACUGCUUCUUUGAACUUUUGUAUACAAUUUUUCAUGUAAAAUGUUGAUAAAUGUUUUUUUUAUUGCAGUAUUUUAUUUAAAAGGUUUUGCUAUAAAAAUUAUAUAUUCAUUUCCUCACACCUUGGUGUUCUGUCAUCCUGUCCAAAAACUUCUUUAGUCUGGAGUCAAAUUUGGCCUGGUGUUUUUUUUUUUUUUUUGCACACUUUAAAUAAUAGUAGGUAUUUGAGAAAAGUUAACGUAAUCUUCUUAGUAAAAUUAAUUGUGUUUUUUAUCAACUAUGUCUCUUUUCAGCAUUAAAUGUCAAGUGAAAGCACA
Messenger RNA from Bacillus rossius redtenbacheri, 10973 nucleotides. Its product is annotated as palmitoyltransferase ZDHHC16. Gene Ontology annotation, biological process: protein palmitoylation. Gene Ontology annotation, cellular component: Golgi apparatus. Lineage: Eukaryota; Metazoa; Arthropoda; Insecta; Phasmatodea; Bacillidae. Gene Ontology annotation, molecular function: palmitoyltransferase activity. The transcript has 10 exons. The coding region runs from base 1609 to 2736 and encodes 375 amino acids. The record is from RefSeq and is a predicted model, not a curated record.